AAGUGAUAUAAAAAUUAAUUUCAAAUACAUUACUAUUAGAACUCUUGAAAAAUGCAAAACUCUGACGAAGUAAAUGAAAGAUCAAAGAAUUAUGUCAACCGUUUGACUGAUGAUUCCAGUGAUGGAAGUGUAAGAAGUGAUGAAACAAUUAGCGAUUCUUCAGCAAAAGUGAGUCAUCUUUCGUGGAAAACAAAGAUAUUCUUCAGUUUUGGUCACAUAUACAAUGACUUGUGUGCAUCCAUUUGGUUCUCCUAUACCCUCAUCUUUUUUCAAUUGCAAUUCAAUGGAACAAUAGCUAGCAUUUUGAUAUUGUUAGGACAGGUAGCCGAUGCAGUGGCCACACCGUUUGUUGGUUUCCAAUCGGACCGAAGCAAUACCAACAGUUUAUUAUGUAAAUACGGUAAACGCAAAACAUGGCAUUUAUUGGGAACAAUCCUUGUGUCGGCUUCAUUCCCAUUUAUUUUUAAUAAAUGUCUUAAUUGUGAGGAUUCAUCACAAACAUCCAAAAUAAUAUAUUAUAGCGUUUUCAUUGUUAUGUUUCAAUUUGGUUGGGCGGCAGUUCAAGUGGGACACGUAUCACUAAUAACUGAUUUGAGUCCCAGUACUAACGCAAGAGUAUCUUUAAAUGCUUAUAGACAAGCAGCGACAGUGGCUUCGUCUAUAUUAGUCUAUCUGAUCACUUGGUUUAUAUUAAGACAAAGAGGAUCAUCAACUUUAGGCAAAAAAGAUUCCGAUGUUUUUACGCUUUUGGCUUAUAUAGUAUGCGGAAUAGGAGUUGUAUUUUCAAUAUUAUUUCACAUAUUUGUCAAAGAAGUUGAUAACUCGUGUUCAUCUGGAUCUCCAAAUUCAUCACUUUAUGGCUCAUCAGAUGAUUUAGUGGAUAAUAAUACUUACCGAAAGAGAUCCGAUUCCGAUUCAUCCAUUAAAAAAGAUAGUAAAGAUAUUUAUAAAAGUGAUAGUAAUAAAAAUGACGACAUUUUCAAGAUCUCCGGUGAUAAUCCUGAGUUGGGAACCACUGCUUGCAAUCGCCAAUACAAGUGGAGUGAUUGGCUUAAAAAUAUAAACUUUUAUAAAGUGGCAUAUAUUUAUAUGGUUUCGCGAUUAUUUGUAAAUCUUACACAAGUUUAUACACCACUAUUUCUUCAAAAAACACUAUAUUUGCCAAAGGAUAGUAUAGCUAUUAUACCAUUUGUGACAUAUAUUAGUGGAUUUAUAUUUUCAUUUGCGUCGAAAUUCAUUUCAGCCAAAACUGGACCAAAAAUACUGUUGGCGUUGGGCUGUGUUUUUGGAUUUGGGUCUUGUUUUUGGAAUAACUUCGGUUCCAUUGAAAACGAUUCAUUCAAGACAUGGCAGGUGUAUGGGGCGACCCUACUCUUUGGUAUUGGCGGCACAACUAUGCUUAUCGCUAGUCUUGCCCUUACAUCGGAUCUCAUUGGAGGCAACACUAUGAGUUCAGCCUUUGUUUUCGGUACAAUGAGUUUCUUUGACAAAGUGCUCAAUGGAUCAGUUGUAGUGAUUUUGGAGCAAAUAAAUCCAAAUAAAAAUAUGAAUGACGAUAACGAUGACAAAAAACAUACAUCUAUUUUGUUUUACCAAAAUAUUGUUGUAUAUGUUUCCGGUGCCACAACUAUACUCACACUUUUGGGUAUUAUUCCUCUAAUAAAAACAAAGCAUGGCUAA
Oppia nitens is the source of this 1680-nucleotide messenger RNA. Its product is annotated as major facilitator superfamily domain-containing protein 12-like. Bases 52 to 1680 code for a protein of 542 amino acids. NCBI's taxonomy places the organism in Eukaryota, Metazoa, Arthropoda, Arachnida, Sarcoptiformes, Oppiidae. Gene Ontology annotation, biological process: transmembrane transport; carbohydrate transport. The transcript has 11 exons. Gene Ontology annotation, molecular function: symporter activity. Gene Ontology annotation, cellular component: membrane. The record is from RefSeq and is a predicted model, not a curated record.